Oreochromis niloticus (Nile tilapia) is the source of this 1135-nucleotide messenger RNA. Its product is annotated as C-C chemokine receptor type 1-like. The transcript has 3 exons. Bases 83 to 1135 code for a protein of 350 amino acids. The record is from RefSeq and is a predicted model, not a curated record. Gene Ontology annotation, molecular function: C-C chemokine receptor activity; C-C chemokine binding. Gene Ontology annotation, cellular component: external side of plasma membrane; membrane. Gene Ontology annotation, biological process: G protein-coupled receptor signaling pathway; positive regulation of cytosolic calcium ion concentration; immune response. Lineage: Eukaryota; Metazoa; Chordata; Actinopteri; Cichliformes; Cichlidae.
AAAGGGAUCACAUCAAUAAAAAAAUCAAAAAAAAGAGUUCCUGGCUUGACGUAUUCGGAAGAGACAUCACUGAGAUAUCACCAUGUCAGCUGAAUAUAAUGACACAGAAGACAAUUACGGCAAUUACAGUGAAUUUGAUUAUGGAGACUAUGCUCCAACCAACUCCACCGAUGUACAGGAAUUCAGCCAAGUGUUUCUUGCUAUUCUCUACAGUUUGGUUUUCAUCCUGGGCUUCAUAGGUAAUGGACUAGUGGUGAGUGUACUGGUGAAGCACCGCAACCAGAGCAACCUGACAGACAUCUGCCUCUUCAACCUGGCUCUCUCUGACCUCCUGUUCGUCUUCAUGCUGCCUUUCUUCUCUCACAAUGCCAGGGUCGGCCAGUGGACUUUUGGAGACUUCAUGUGCCGUUUGAUAUCCGGUUCUCACCACAUUGGCUUCUUCAGCAGCAUCUUCUUCAUGGUUGUCAUGACGCUGGACCGCUACAUGAUCAUCGUGCACGCUCAUAGGGUUGCACGUUAUCGCACAAAGAGGGCAGCCAUCAUUCUGACCGUGCUCGUUUGGAUGCUGAGCUUGUUUGUCUCUCUGCCGGAUUUUAUCUUCAUGCAGCAAACAGAAGACUCCCAGAAGUUUAGAUGUGAUUAUCCUGAAGAGAACAAAGUCUGGGAGCGUUACAACCUGUUCACCACAAAUGUGCUGGGUCUUGUGAUUCCCUUGCUGGUGAUGGUAGGUUGCUACUCCAGGAUCAUCCCCAGGCUGGUAAACAUGAGGACCGCGAAGAAGCACCGGAUUGUCAAGCUGAUCAUCUGUAUAGUGGUUGUAUUUUUCUUACUCUGGGCCCCGUAUAACAUUUCCCUUUUCCUGGAGUUUCUACAGGAAAGAGAAAUAAUCCUCAAUGAUGAAACCUGGUACAAAAAUGUAAAGCUGUCUAUAACAGUGACUGAGGCUUUUGCUUACACUCACUGCUGCCUGAAUCCCAUCAUAUAUGCUUUUGUGGGAGAGAAGUUUAUGAGACGAGCCUUGCAGCUGCUGAAAAAGUUGAUGCCUGGUUACAGCAGAGAUCUGACAGACAGCUCAUUCAGGAGAAGCUCAGUUAUGUCCAGGGGCUCUGAAAUCACCUCCUCCUUUAAACUGUAG